Molecule: messenger RNA, 1065 nt
Organism: Aureobasidium vineae
Lineage: Eukaryota; Fungi; Ascomycota; Dothideomycetes; Dothideales; Saccotheciaceae
Source: the annotation of a GenBank genome assembly
AUGCCUCCAUCAAUCGCACUGCUGGCUAGAGAGNNGCCUAAGACCGACCUUGCCUCUCUUGAGGCGAAGAUCGAAUCAAACAUGAAGGAAAUUGUUAAUCUCAAGGUAAGGCUGCUGUCCGAUGUCCUACUACACAUCCAGUUGUUGACCGUGAACAANCGCGAACAGCGCAACCUCUCCCAGAAGCUGGAGUUUCUACAAGAAUCCAACCAGGACCUACUGAAGAAGCUGAACGCCGUCAAGUCCGACAACUAUAUCCAGGAGAUCAACAGCUUGAAAGCCGAAAAGCAGCUCCUGCAGCCAGACUCGGGCAUCUUCAGUGGCCAAGACGCACCAGACUCGACACCGUGCGUAUCGAUCCAUCACUCGAAUCAAUUUUGUACUCGCCUUACCCGCUGGCAGNNUACUCCCAGUAGCAGGACCGUCCCACCACCCAGCUCCGCAACCAACAAGCGCAAAACCGUUGUUGAUGAGCGAACGCCCUCGCUGGUCCCAAACCACAAUCUCGAACCCGAAUUGGCUGCUGAUAGACUCAAGAUUAAUACAGUUAUCGAGCAUCACUCCAUCGCAGAUACUGGUAAAUCCAAUGCUAGUACCAACGCAGUCGACGAGUGCACCACUAUCUGGCUGAACUCUGAGAACUUCGAACUGGAAAUUGCCGAGGAUGAGAACAAAGCAACUUCCGACGCAUGGAAGAGAGAUGGCGGACGCCUUCGCGAGGCAUGGAGAAAGCAACGUAAAGAUUCCAACAAGAAGAAUUCUGAAUGGUCUGACAGGGCCAAGACCGCUGGCUGUGUUCGUUCUGUGCUAUGGAACCAGAGCAAAUGCUACCUCACCUUGGAAGGUGAAGGCCACUACGCCUGCAAGACUUGUUGGAACACUGGCCAUUUCUGUGUUGCGUGGGAUGAAGAGAAUGGUACNUUCUGGCUGCGCCCACAGGUGCCUGGCGCAAGAACUAAGAACAAGAGCAUCGGUCCGUUCGAUCUUGAGAAGUUCCACUCUAUGAAGACUACCGCAAGCCGUAUCGACUUGCCUGCUUACUGGAGCAAGGAGUUCACCGCUUGA